GAGCUGUAUCUGAAUCUGUGAAUAUUAGGAUCGCAUGCUGUACCUGUAGGAUUGUUUUUUAGUGAAACAUUUGUGCAGCACAUGGAAUGUUAUAGAAAUCGUAUGGGUGCGUAAAGCCGUGCCAUGCAGGGGAACAGCAGCGCGUUGGCACCGGGUUUAGCGUCGUGCGGUCCGGCACUGGACGAGGGCUAUGCGCUGUCGAACCGGACUCUCCAGAACCUGUCGCUCCGCUGCUGGCUCCAGCUCCUCUCCAAAGAGUCCGCGCCGGAGCUCUACGGCGACAGCUCGAGCAUGGCCAUGCGCGUCGUGAUCGCGCUCGUCUACCUGAUCGUGUGCGCCCUGGGGCUCGUCGGGAACCUGUUAGCACUUUACCUGCUCCAGUCGCGCCACAGACUCAAGCAGUCAUCCAUCAACUGCUUCGUCAUGAGUUUGGCCGUGACAGACCUGCAGUUCGUCCUGACCCUUCCGUUCUGGGCCGUGGACACACUUUUGGACUUCAGAUGGCCGUUUGGAAAGGUGAUGUGCAAGAUCAUCAGCUCGGUGACCACCAUGAACAUGUACGCGAGCGUGUUCUUCUUGACGGCCAUGAGCGUGGCGCGCUACUGCUCUCUGUCCUCUUCCCUACGGAUGCAAAGUCCCAAAACGGCCUGGGCCGAGGUCAAGUGGGCCAGCUUGGGGAUCUGGCUCGUGUCUGUGGUGGCCACCAUCCCUCACGCGGUGUACUCGACCACGGCGCAGGUGUCCGACGACGAGCUGUGCCUCGUCCGCUUCUCGGACUCCGGUAGCUGGGACCCACAGCUGCUGCUCGGUCUCUAUCAGACACAGAAGGUCCUUUUGGGUUUCGUGAUUCCGCUGGUCAUCAUCUGCGUUUGUUAUCUCCUCCUGCUGCGCUUCGUUCUGCGGCGGCGCGUCAGCGGCAUUCCCGGCUCGGAAAGCGAGAGAGGGCGGCACAAGCGCCGCUCCAAAGUCACCAAAUCCGUCACCAUCGUGGUUCUAUCGUUCUUUCUGUGCUGGCUUCCCAAUCAGGCACUGACCCUUUGGGGAGUGCUCAUCAAAUUCGACCUGGUGCCGUUCAGUAACGCGUUUUACAACGCGCAAGCUUACGCGUUCCCCAUCACCGUGUGCCUGGCGCACACCAACAGCUGCCUGAACCCGGUGCUGUACUGUCUGAUCCGACAGGAGUACCGCACCGGCCUCAAGAAACUGCUGUUUCGAGCCACUCCGUCCAUCCGGAACCUGGCCAAACUGGUGUCCAGGAGGAAGAAGGUCGCGGAGGCUCCGCCUGGAGUGGCUGUGGUGCAGAUGGAGAUCGGGGUGUGACGUCG
This is a messenger RNA of Rhinichthys klamathensis goyatoka, 1325 nucleotides long. RefSeq names its product relaxin family peptide receptor 3.2a (gene rxfp3.2a). Gene Ontology annotation, molecular function: G protein-coupled receptor activity. The record is from RefSeq and is a predicted model, not a curated record. Gene Ontology annotation, cellular component: membrane. The transcript has a single exon. The coding region runs from base 124 to 1320 and encodes 398 amino acids. Gene Ontology annotation, biological process: immune response; G protein-coupled receptor signaling pathway. NCBI's taxonomy places the organism in Eukaryota, Metazoa, Chordata, Actinopteri, Cypriniformes, Leuciscidae.